Parnassius apollo (apollo) is the source of this 690-nucleotide messenger RNA. Lineage: Eukaryota; Metazoa; Arthropoda; Insecta; Lepidoptera; Papilionidae. The record is from the annotation of a GenBank genome assembly.
AUGCAGAACCCUAACGAGGAUACAGAAUGGAACGACAUCCUUCGCUCAAAAGGAAUUAUUCCUGCCAAGGAGAAAGAAAUAUCCGAAGAACAAAUUGUGAGCAUGAUUGAGGAGACUAUACAAAAUAAACAAGCAGAGAAAGAAAAGCAGUUAUCAGAACUAGACCUGGAUGGUCUGGAUGAGUUAGAAGACGAAGAAGAUGAGGCUGUACUCCAAGAAUACCGAAGGCGGCGUAUUGCUGAAAUUAAGAGGCUUGCAGAAAAGCCCCGUUUUGGGGAAGUAAAAGAAGUUUCAGGACAAGAGUAUGUUCAAGAAGUGAACAAGGCUGGUGAAGGCAUCUGGGUGGUCAUUCAUUUGUAUAAACAAGGAAUUCAAGAAUGUGCUCUCCUUAACCAGCAUAUGCGGCAAUUGGCUGCAAAGUUUCCAUACACGAAAUUCCUGAAAGCUGUGGCUCAAACAUGCAUCCCUAACUAUCCAGAGCGAAACUUGCCUAGUGUGUUUGUUUAUUACGAAGGUGAAAUGAAGAAGCAGUUUGUGGGUCCACUAGAAUUAAGAGGAACAGCAUUAACUUGCGAUGAAUUGGAGUACAUCCUUGGCCAAGUUGGUGCAGUAGAUACGAAAAUUAAGGAAGAUCCUAAACCAAAGAUCAAAGACAAGUUGUUAAUGGACCUGGGUUGCAAUGAUUGGUGA